CUUCCCACUUCCGAUGUAAACUGAGCACCACGUGUUCAUGACGUGUGAAUGGAGUCGUUCAGUAACCGGACCGAUUUACACUUGGAGCUUUAAUGACGUGUUAUUAGCAGUAAAUCCGAUAAAGGCGCUGUCUUUAGAUCGUUGCGUGGCUGCACACCAGGGAUUUUUCGUGGAGCUGCAGCCUAUGUGGGAUCACUAGACACAAGCAAAAGUCACUGUUCCCCAAAUGGCAAUAUGGAUAUGGUUCCCGAUAGUGACAGCUCUGCUGCUGGUCAGGCCCUGCUUGAUGGCUGUGAAUGGUGACUGUGACCCGCCUGUAGUGGAGAGGGACAGACUUUUAGCAGAGAGAACACAGCAGCAACAUCUGCAUGCACUUUUCUUAAAGUAUGGUGAGAAUGGGACCAUCUCAAUGGCUGGUCUGCAAAGGCUGCUCGAGGGAUUGGGACUGGACCGCAUCAGGAGAAUUACAGUGCAACACCAUGGAAACAAACAUGACCACACACAUUCACAUGCACACUCACCAACACACACACACAAACACACCACACAUACGCAUUCUGUUGGUAGCAAGAAGGAUGAUGAUGGGUCCAGUGUGGAGAAGAGUAUCUUAACCUCCAGUGUGAAUCCUGACUCUAUUUCUGUGAAGAAGAGCCAAUUAGAUAUUCACCACAAUCUCUACAUAAAGAGAGAUUCUGAUGCAACUGCUAUUCUGACCACACCGUCUUAUGUAGCCAAAUCACGCCGAUCCGAACGCAGCUCAGACAACAACCUCAUGGGCUCUGACUUUUCCCAGAACAAUGCAACCACCUACCACAAUGAGAACACGUCCACAAGCAACCUGGAUGACCACAAUAACCAUGACAAAAAUGAGAAAAGUCCAUUAACCCAUAACUUCAGUCAAGAGUCUCAGUGCCAGAAUGCCACCACGAUUCUGCAGACGCAUGGCAUGUCCCAAGAAAUGACCCUCUCUGUUAAUGACUUCAGCUUCCUUUGUCCUGCUCUUCUUGUGCAAGUUGAUUUCAAGUCCUGUCUUCUGCAUGCUGAGAAGCAAUCAGAAGAUAAAGAUCACAUUCACCACCACCAUCACCAUCACCAUGAUGAAGCUGGUGGAAAAAGCCAGAAGAAUUUUCCCAUUUAUAUGGCAUGGAUUGGAAGUUUUCUCUCCAUCACGAUAAUCAGUUUGCUGGCUCUGGCAGGUGGAGUCCUAAUACCAUUUAUCAACAAAGUGUGUUUUAACUUCCUGCUCAGUUUCCUGGUUGCCCUUGCAGUUGGCACGCUCAGUGGAGAUGCCCUACUGCACCUUAUCCCACAUGUAUGUUCACAAAUGUCUCAGGGUCACCACAAGCACCAUCAUGCUGACAAUGAAAGCUUGGAGCAUGGUCUCCAAGACAACAGUGAAGAUUCCCUUAAGCCUGUUUGGACAGGGUUGACUGCAUUGGGGGGAGUUUACAUCAUGUUUCUCAUUGAGCAUUUUUUGACCCUUGCAAAAAUGUUCAAAGACAGAAAACAAAAGGAGCAGAAGAGAGCGGAAUUGGCUGCUGAAAUGUUAGAGUCUCAGAAUGUGCCAGUUAUAGCUGACAUUAUUGUCAAACCUCUCGAUGAUUCUGAGCUGAAUGGCAAGCAUGCGUGUGGACAGGGUCUGCCAGAGGAGGAAGAAGUGAUGUUAUCUGAGGGUUGCUACACCGAUGAAGACUGUGAGAACAAGUGCCACUCCCAUUUCCACGAUACUGUCGGCCAGUCAGACGAGCAGCACCACCAUCACCACAACUACCACCAUAUUCUGCACCAUCACCACUCUCAAAACCAUCAUCCCCACACUCACACACACAGACGUACACAAUCUUAUUCUGUCCAGCAUUUUGAGAAUGCUGGGGUUGCCACCCUUGCUUGGAUGGUCAUUAUGGGGGACGGCCUGCACAACUUUAGCGAUGGGCUGGCUAUAGGAGCAGCCUUUACAGAGGGUUUGUCUAGUGGUCUCAGCACUUCGGUUGCUGUGUUCUGCCAUGAGCUUCCUCAUGAGCUAGGAGUGGAAGUGUUUUCCUGACCACAUCAGAGAGAAGAGUCCAUUGUGUGGAAGGUUGAGUUCUUUCUUUUUUUUACUCCUGUUCUUGGUCUAGCACUGCUUCCUGUAUAUGGACUGCGGGUAGCUCAGGGAGCUCAGUGCAGAUGGUACACUUAGCUGACUCUCACCACUCUCUAGAGAGCUCAUUUGUCCUGCUUUGAUGCAGUUACCCAUCAGGAUGAGAGAGCAGUUUAAAACCCUUUAAGCGUCUGAGGUGGUAAAGACUCUGUUGGCCCUUCUUCAACAGAAGUGUUGAAGUGACAGGACCAUGACAGAUCCUGAUUUAUGCGAAUACCUAGAUACUGUCCAUGUUCUCCACUGGGGUCCAUUGAUUGUGAGUGGUUGGUAUGUCAUUUUCUGCUUUGUUCAGAAGUCCACCAUCAACUCCUUUGUCUUGCAGAUGUUCAAGAGGAGAUUGUUGUCCUGGCACCAUAUCUCCAGGUUUUUAAUCUUUUUUUAGGCAGCUGGUCUUGUCAUUGGAGAUCAGGUCCACCACAACAGUGUCAUCAACAAAAUUGACAAUGUUGGUCGAUCUGGAAGUGGCUACACAGUAGAAGGUGUACAGUACAGCAGUCAGCUUAGAACACAACCUUGGGGGGUUUCCAGUAAAGAGGGUGAGGAAGGGUGAGACAUGUUUGCCCACCGAUAAUGCUUGCGGUCCAUCUGUAAGGAAGUUGGUGAUCUAUUGGCACAGUGAAGAGCUAAGUCCCAGGGCCUGCAAAUUGAUGUUCAAUGCUGAAGUUUAGUUAACAGACAGAAGGUAGGUAUAUAAUGGCGUUCUCGGAUGAGGACCGGUUUGGACAGGUUUUAAGUAUGCAAAUUCUACUGAGUCCAGGAUGUUGUGUAAUGAACACUCAAUGAAGCAGGCAUAUCACUGUCAAUGUUUUUAAUCAAGAGCCUUAAAGUAUUUCUUCACAUGUUUUUGCAGAGGACAACCCAUGCACACACAGGCUAAAAUCGCCUAAUUGCAAGGAUGUAACUUCAGAAUACUAAUGCUGACUGCUUUAUUUGUUGGAUGCAUAUUGUAUUGUAAAACUAAUGAAUUGAGUUUCAGUGAUGCUGUUGUAUCUCUGUGGUAUCUGUAAAUAAACCAUCCCCUGCAUCUGAGAAAUGUGGCUGAAGUUUUAAAAUUGAAUUCUUUAU
Tachysurus fulvidraco (yellow catfish) is the source of this 3205-nucleotide messenger RNA. RefSeq names its product solute carrier family 39 member 6 (gene slc39a6). Gene Ontology annotation, cellular component: membrane. The record is from RefSeq and is a predicted model, not a curated record. The transcript has 11 exons. NCBI's taxonomy places the organism in Eukaryota, Metazoa, Chordata, Actinopteri, Siluriformes, Bagridae. Gene Ontology annotation, molecular function: zinc ion transmembrane transporter activity. The coding region runs from base 227 to 2044 and encodes 605 amino acids. Gene Ontology annotation, biological process: intracellular zinc ion homeostasis; zinc ion import across plasma membrane.